UAAAGGACUGAAUGAAUAAUUUAGAGGUCUGUUCACCUGAGAUGACUACAAUUCUGAGAUCGAGUAGGAGUGUCUGUUCAACCAGUUUAUACUGUCUGAAAGCAGACUCAAGCUUCUGAUAUAGUCAUCUUAUUGUGCUAUCAGGAAGUGUUGGUAUCAGAGUUAUAGGUAAGUUUUGUUUUCUUGGUUUACAACAAUUCUUGUGUUUUCACGAAGGAUGAUUUUCUGUUUGUAGAGGUGUUCAGUCUUUGCAUCAAGGCAUAAGUAGAUGCAUUAAAUUAAAAUGUAAUUGGUUUAUAUUCAUGGACUGUUUUUAUUUCAUCAGUAACUUUUUGGAGUAUCCCGAUAUUUUUGUGCAAAUGUAAAUUUUAUCAGAUGCCUCAGGUAACCUAACACUUGUCUGUUAGAUACCCUGUCAAAUGUUCUUCUCACUUUUCCUGUUCAUUGGAAGCCAACGUUUGCAGUUUGCUUCCUGUGUUUAGUGUUGCCCCUGGCAGAGGAUUAAGUACUAGCAUUACUGUUAUAAUGGAAUUUCAACUAUUGUUCCAGACUGAAUUUUGGAAUAAAGACUUGUUCAGAAUUAAGUGUCUCAACUGAGUGUCUACAACAUGGAGGCAAAGCGAGUGAAGAGGGAUGUUCAAACUUUGCUUGGAGAAUAUAUUGGACAGCGACUCAGAGAAAAUGGUUUUGAUCCAAAAGGGAAAAGCACUUUUACAAUGUUAGAUGAUUUGGCCCAUUACGACUUGGCCAUAAGUGUGGCUUUGUGGUGGCUCAAUAAAGAUGAUGGGAAGAAUGCAGUUGAGAACAACUACAUAGGAAUUGGCAGUUUACGACAUAUUAGCCAGUACCCUAAUCGCCUGGAAAGAGAAGCAAUGAUCCUUUCUUCCUUUGCUGGAAUGCUUCUGAACAGCUUACCUAUAGAAGACAUUCUGUCUCUGUACAGUUGCAAACCAUCUGCAUCUUACCCUCAUAAUCACAAUAAGGGCAACAUUGUUCACCCAUUCUCCCUCUCUUAUCAUCCAUUUGCAAUGCUUAGUUCAUUCAAAGCAGUAGAGCGCUCCAGAAAACACACCCAGGUGCUGAAACGCUGGAUCAAAGAACACAGUAAACAGGAAGUCUCUCCAGUAACAGAGACACCGGAGUCGUCCUCCUCUUCUAGCUCCUCAUUUAGUGACAGUGAGGACUCUUUAAAAGAUGAAACUGCUCACUAUGAGGGCUCGCAAGAAUCUCUGCAGGACUGAAAACAGCAGCUGUCCAACAAGCAAAUAUUCAUUUGCAUGGUUUAUUAAACAUUGCUAUCAUUACACAUUUAUCAUCCUUGCAGGUGUUUCCUGGCUUGUCUGUAUUGUUAAAAUAGUGUUUCUUUCCCAAGACUUUGUUCACAGCCAGGUAAUAAUAAAGAGAGGAGAUUAAUUUAGAUUAAUCUUUUUUAUAAAUACCAAGAUGACCUGUUUUUACUGACUUUAUUAAUAUUUGUCCAAAGAGUUCAUACAGUAUCUUUUAGAAAUGGAAGGUGUGUAUAAUUAUUUUGUCCAUGCAUUCUCAGUUUAUAAUAAAUGUGAAUUAAAAUGCAAUGUUAAA
Megalobrama amblycephala (Wuchang bream) is the source of this 1581-nucleotide messenger RNA. RefSeq lists its product as uncharacterized. NCBI's taxonomy places the organism in Eukaryota, Metazoa, Chordata, Actinopteri, Cypriniformes, Xenocyprididae. The coding region runs from base 609 to 1241 and encodes 210 amino acids. The transcript has 9 exons. The record is from RefSeq and is a predicted model, not a curated record.